AUGUAAGAUUAAGUCAAAGAAUUAAUUGAAGAGAUAAUUCCUAAUGUAAAAUAAAAUUCUUAAUAAUUUAGAUUAGAGUAGAAGUAAUUAAAGAGUAGAAUAGUUUUAAGCAAAAUAAGAAAUCACAGAUUCACAAUUUAUUAGUAAUUAAUUGGCAGAAAAACGAAGAGAGGUUUAAACUUGACACAUAAUGCAUUUUAGCUAGCAUAAUAGAUUAUGAAUUAAAUUGAAUAAGAAUUUGAAUAGGAUAAGCAAUCUUUAAUUCGUACUUUUUCUUUAAGUUUAAGUCAAAGCAGAUCUAUGCAAGUAUUAGAAUAAUAGUAUUAAUUUAUUAUCAUAGAGGGAUUAAGAUAAAAAAUAUAAAGAGAAUACACAGGAUAUGUAGAAGAAGAAGUAAGAUAAAAAACCACAAUUUAAUUAAAUUGAAUUGUUAAAAAAAAUAUGAUGAAGAAAGAAUAGAAAUGAAAAAUUUAAUGACUAAUGAAUUUACUGAAAAAUUAUAAAUUCAUUUAGAACAGCUAGAAUAAAGUAUUAUUAAUUUAUAGUUCCAAAGCAAAAUCUUAAUUGACAAUUGAUUAUUUGAAUUAAAGAGAAAAAUUACUAAGAAUUGAGGCUGAAACUAAAAAAUUUUAAUCAUAAAAAGAAAACUAAGAAAAUGUAUACGGAUCAUAGAUUUAAGAAAUUUAUGAAUAGAUUAAGAUAAUUCAAGAUUAGUUAUCAUAAAUUAAAAAAAAUAGGUAAUUCAACCUAUCCAAAAUGAAACAUAAUCUGAAUAAUCACCAUAUUAAUCUACAAUUUAAAAAUUAAAUCCUUAAAGAAUGUUUCGUUUAUGAAGGAUUAAAUAUUGUAAAUUUUGAUGAUUUACCAGAAAAAUAUUAUUUGAAAAUAAAACCAAAUAUAUUUGACUAAAAAUAAGAAAUUUAAAAUAUGAUACCAUAAAAAAUGAAUCAAAUAAUAUUAAAAAAUAAGAUAUAAUCUAAACAAUAAAUACUUAAAUUAAUACUCUUGAUACUUAAAAAUAAUAUCAUUUAAUGUUUUUAGCUUUCAAUUGUUAAAAAUACUAUAUAUCAGACAAAAUUAUAAAAUUUUACAAACACCACUUUAUAAAAGUAAUAAUUUUCAUAACAUUAAUAAAUUUAAAAGCAAUAAUUAAUUCAAUAAGAAAAAGAGAAUGAUCCUUCAAUACAAAAACUUCUAAUAAUUUAAAAGAUAUAGUUUAGACAAUUAAACAAUUAAAUCUUAAUUGAUCAAUCAAUCAACAAUAAUAAAAAAUUGGAAAAUUUUGUAAAGUAAAAUUAGAUAAAUCUCAAAGUAUUGAUAAUUAGAGAUCAUCUAAAAUCUAAUUACCAUAAGAUCAUUUUGAAGAACUUUUUAGAUAACCAAACAACAAAAAAUAUUGAAUUAUUAAGAUAAGAAUUUUAAACAAAAUUUUUAGAGGAUAUUUAAUUAGAAGAUUAUUAUUUUUAAUAGAUCACUUACUUCAAACUUAAGGUCAUAUAAUAGUUUCCAAAAAAUUAAUAAUCACAAAUAGCAGAAUAAAUUUUAGAAUUAAUAUCUAUUUGGAAUAAAGGACAAUUUAUCUUUUUCUGA
This is a messenger RNA of Paramecium sonneborni, 1590 nucleotides long. The record is from the annotation of a GenBank genome assembly. Lineage: Eukaryota; Ciliophora; Oligohymenophorea; Peniculida; Parameciidae.